This is a messenger RNA of Carassius gibelio (silver crucian carp), 1486 nucleotides long. Its product is annotated as anamorsin-like. Gene Ontology annotation, biological process: iron-sulfur cluster assembly. Gene Ontology annotation, molecular function: iron-sulfur cluster binding. The record is from RefSeq and is a predicted model, not a curated record. Lineage: Eukaryota; Metazoa; Chordata; Actinopteri; Cypriniformes; Cyprinidae. The coding region runs from base 130 to 1065 and encodes 311 amino acids. Gene Ontology annotation, cellular component: cytoplasm. The transcript is spliced from 10 exons.
UUACUGUAACGGCGAUCAGGAAACAGCAAAUGUCAUCAUUUCAGCGCGACGCCUACAUGCAUCAUCCUGCGACAUUGUAGCUGCGACCACCGGUGUUGGAAAAACAUCAUUUGACACGCUAAACAGGUGAUGGCAGACCUUGGGCUGAAGGACGAGGACAGGGUGCUGCUGAUGUGGACUCAGCCAUCAUGUCCCACUGCACUGAAGGAGUUUGCUGAAAGCAUUGGCACUGCUGUUGGUAACCAGAGCCUGGUGUCUUUGGAGAACAUGGAGAGACUACAAUUGUCUUCUCAUGCAGCUUCUGGUUAUGACUGGGUUCUCUCUGGCCUGCUGACCGACAGCUCACCAAUCCACAGUUCAGAAAUGCUGGCCGAGAUCGCCAGAGUGAUGAAACCUGGUGGCAAACUUGUGCUAGAAGAGCCGGUGACGGGUUCUGAGGAUAAUAGUGUGAGAACCGCUGGAAAACUAGUGUCAGCUCUCAAACUGUCUGGAUUAGUAUCUGUCACUGAGGUAAAGACGGAGUCAGUGAGCCCAGAAGCAGCCGCAGCUCUGCGAGAACGCACAGGGUUCCAGGGAGACACACUUUUAAGGCUGCGAUUGUCCGCAUCGAAACCUAACUUUGAGGUCGGAUCCUCAACGCAACUGAAACUUUCCUUUGGCAAGAAAACCACUACAACAGAGAAGCCAGCUCUCGAUCCGAGCACCGCACAAAAGUGGACUCUAUCAGUCAAUGAAAUGGAUGACGAUGAUGUGGAUUUGGUCGAUUCGGAUGCACUUUUAGAUGCUGAAGAUCUGAAAAAGCCCGAACCUUCCUCCCUCAAGGCUUACUGUGGAGACGACUCCAAAAAGAAAAAGAAGGCCUGCAAAAAUUGCACUUGUGGCCUUGCUGAAGAACUGGAAAAGGAGAGUAAAGCCACUCAGAAAGCCAGCCAGCCCAAAUCAGCCUGUGGAAGUUGUUAUCUGGGUGAUGCCUUCCGAUGUGCCAGCUGUCCAUAUUUAGGCAUGCCUGCCUUAAAACCUGGGGAGAAGGUUCUGCUGGCCAACGCUGACAUAGCUGAUACAUAGACAUUCACUUUUGAGACAUUAAUACAUUCCGUUAUCAUUCUGCAACAUUUGGGCCAACUGGGACACAGUUCACAGUGUCAUCUGACAACUGAAUACACUAGAUACCCGUAUAAUAAAUACAUGAAAAAAACUGAAAAGGUUACACACUGUUUGGUGGUAAAUGUUUAUUUUCCAUCAGUUUUCUUUUCUGUCUUUUGUCAGAUAGCGUCCAGAGAUAUCACUGAAAUGUUCAAAUGAUAUGAAUAAUUAUCUGCUUUAUAUGAUCUCAUUUUAAGUGUAUAUGAAAUGAAUCUGCAAUUUGAGUGUAAUUUGUUUUAUUUUGAAAAUCCAAACCAGUUGCUCAUGUAUUUUGCCUUCUGUAUAAAAUAAGAUUAUUUUAAGCCAAAAUCAAAUGGUUAAUAAAAUUGGAAACUUUUGACAU